Molecule: messenger RNA, 2461 nt
Organism: Prosopis cineraria
Lineage: Eukaryota; Viridiplantae; Streptophyta; Magnoliopsida; Fabales; Fabaceae
Product: chaperonin 60 subunit alpha 2, chloroplastic-like
Exons: 9
Coding region: 204-1958 (584 amino acids)
Biological process (GO): protein refolding
Molecular function (GO): ATP-dependent protein folding chaperone; ATP binding
Source: RefSeq, a predicted model, not a curated record
AACAACAACAACAACAACAGAAAAAACCUCAAAAGCUCACCCCUGGAACGAUCAAGCUUUGAUGCUGCACUUGCCCUGAGCAGUUUAAUCCUGAUAGACCGGAUUAAGUGAAGGAAAAAACCUUCACUCUCGUCUGCGACAAAGGUCAGACUUGAGAAUCCAAGCUCUAAAGUGUCUCUAUCAUCUCACUAAAAACUAAAGCAAUGUCUUUCUCAUUCUGUACGUCAUCUCUCUUUUGCCCCCAGAAGGUUUUCUUGUCUCCUUGUUUUUGGAAGAAAAGGGCAUAUGGCGUUUCUAAAAAUCCACACAUUGUUGAGGGCUUUGUGGUCAGGGCAGGCCCCAAAAGGAUAUCUUUUGAUAAAGAGUGCAGAGACGCUUUACAAUCAGGGAUUGACAAGCUUGCUGAUGCUGUGUCCCUUACUGUAGGACCCAGAGGACGGAAUGUGAUUCUUUCUGAAUCUGGAAAUCUCAAAGUAAUUAAUGAUGGUGUUACUAUUGCUCGGUCCAUAGAGCUUUCUGAUGCAAUAGAGAAUGCAGGUGCCAUGCUAAUUCAAGAGGUUGCAAGUAAAAUGAAUGAUUUGGCUGGAGAUGGUACUAGCACUGCAAUUAUUUUGGCACGAGCUAUGACUAAAUCUGGACUAUUAGCCGUUGCAUUUGGUGCUAACCCCAUUUCGCUGAAAAAGGGGAUGGAAAAGACUGUAAAAGGUUUGAUUAAGUUCUUGAAAGAGAGAAGCGUUCCUGUGGCAGGAAAGGAUCAUGUUAAAGGCGUGGCUUCAAUUUCUGCGGGAAAUGAUGAAUAUAUCGGUAACUUGAUUGCCGAAGCUAUAGAGAAGAUUGGUUCUGAUGGAGUGAUCUCUAUUGAGUCAUCCCCGUCAUCUGAAACGUUCGUAAUCAUUGAAGAAGGAAUGAAGAUUGACAAGGGUUACAUGUCUCCUCACUUCAUUACAAACCAGGAGAAGGGUAUUGUGGAGUUUGACCGUGCAAAAGUCUUGGUAACUGAUCAAAAGAUUUCUACUGUCAAAGAAAUCAUUCCGUUGCUGGAAAAGGCUAUGCAACUGAGUGCCCCACUUCUAAUUAUUGCUGAGGAUAUCACAAAACAAGUAUUGGAAACAAUGGUGGUGAACAAAUUGCAGGGAUUAAUAAGAGUUGCGGUGGUCAAAUGUCCAGGAUUUGGAGAUGGGAAGAAAGCUUUGUUACAAGAUAUUGCACUGAUGACAGGUGCUGAUUUUCUUUCUGGAGAAUUGGGUCUGUCACUUGAAGGUGCAACAUCAGAUCAGCUGGGCAUUGCACAGAAAGUGACAAUAACCAGUAAUGCAACGACUAUUAUUGCUGAUCCUAUCAUGAAAGCAGAAAUUCAGGCUAGAAUUUUACAGAUUAAGAAGGAUCUGAAUGAAACAGAUAAUGCAUACCUGUCAAGAAAGCUCGCAGAGAGAGCUGCAAAACUGUCUGGAGGUGUAGCUAUUAUUAAGGUUGGUGCACACACUGAGCUGGAACUUGAAGAUCGAAAACUUAGAAUUGAGGAUGCAAAGAAUGCAACAUUUGCUGCCAUAGACGAGGGGAUUGUUCCUGGUGGUGGUGCCACCUAUGUUCACUUGUCAGAAUUGAUACCUACAAUUAAAAACUCUAUGGAAGAUCUAGAUGAGCGAAUUGGUGCUGAUAUUGUAGCUAAGUCACUUCUUGAACCUGCGAAAUCGAUUGCUACUAAUGCUGGAGCUGAUGGAGACAUUGUUGUCCAGAAGACAAGAAGUUGUCAUUGGCGAACAGGUUAUAAUGCAAUGACAGGUGAAUACGAAGAUCUUUUAAAUGCCGGAGUAGCAGAUCCUUGUCGAGUCACAAGGUGCGCUCUUCAAAUUGCAGUUUCAGUUGCUGGUGUGGUCCUAACAACUCAGGCUGUAAUGGUGGACAAAACAAAGACACCAAAGCCUCCUGUGCCCCUAGUUCCUGGUAUAACCCCUUAAAGAAGAACAAAACAAAGCGAAGUCUUCCUUGUAUAUGUAUGGCCCUUGCCUGAUUCAAAGUCCUAGCCUUGAGAAUGACCCUUGGCUUGGUUCACACUUCAUCCUCAUGGAGCAAUGAGGUUAAUUUUUGCAAGAAUGGGGAGCCAGAGGUUGCUGAUUCUUCCACAAGUGCUUCGGUUGUGACUUCACUUGAUGAAAGGAACAGCCUAAGUAUUUGCUAUCGGAUUCUUCAAUGGAAUCAUGAAACUUGACACAAACUUCAUUUGGAGAGAUGGUCGUAAGGUGAUCUGUUAAAAGAUACACAGGUUUUAUAAAAAUUUAAUUGGGAAAUUGAGUAGCAGCUACUUAAAGAAAUUUAUUUAAAUUGUUAUGAAACCCAUGCAUGGUGAAAUGGCAUGAAGAACUUGACACCUGUUAACAGCACUAAUGCAAUUUGUUGCAGCUCUUUUUCCUCAAGAGGUUUUUUUUCUUUUCGGUUUUAUAUAUCCAUUAUUAUUGAUUCA